Molecule: messenger RNA, 2072 nt
Organism: Phlebotomus argentipes
Lineage: Eukaryota; Metazoa; Arthropoda; Insecta; Diptera; Psychodidae
Product: dynein intermediate chain 3, ciliary-like
Exons: 4
Coding region: 1-1794 (597 amino acids)
Biological process (GO): cilium movement; outer dynein arm assembly
Cellular component (GO): outer dynein arm
Molecular function (GO): dynein heavy chain binding; dynein light chain binding
Source: RefSeq, a predicted model, not a curated record
AUGGAGAUCCAGUAUGUGUACCAGAAGGAGCGGCGCGACUUCGGGAAGCAGUGCAGCUUCGCGGACAAGAAUGAGCUGGUGUUCUCGGAGGGGCCCAAUCGGGCGGCCUUCAAGGAGUUCAUCCUGCGCAACCCGAUGGACCGCGAGACGCAGAAGAGCCGCCAGAUGUCCGCCAGCGAGGCCAACACGGAGCGCGCCGUGUUCGAGCACAAGGGCGUCAAUCACACGGAGGGUGGCUGGCCCAAGGACGUGAGCAUGGCCGAUCCCGAGCAGACGGUGCGCUACAAGAGGAAGAUCGAGAAGGACGAGUCCUACAUCGUCCAAGUGAUGAGUCUCACGAAGCCAAUGGAGCACUGCAUCUUCCAGAACAAUGCUGUAAAUAUCUAUGAGAAUUACUUUGACGAUCUCGAACCUGCGCCGCUCGUCGAGAAGUGCAACUCGAGGACAGUGAAUGUCUACAGGGAUCCUUCAUCCAUUCCGAGGAACGUGACCCACUUGUCGUGGUCUCCGGACUCUGGGAAGCUGGCUGUGUCGCACUGCAACAGAGAUUUCCACGAGGACAGAUGCUCACAGUCCAAGAAUUCCUACAUUUGGGAGAUUGAGAAUCCCAACGCGCCUCUGCAGACUUUCGAGCCGCCGAGUCCCAUCGUGUGUCUGGAGUACAACCAGAAGGAUCCCUCGAGCCUCGUGAGCGGCAUGUUCUCCGGCCAAGUGGCCGGCUGGGACAUGCGGCACGGGAAAAAGCCCAUCUCGGUCACAGAUCGCGAAGUCAGUCAUCGAGAUCCUGUGAAUUCUGUGCUCUGGAUCAACUCCAAGAGUGGAACGGAGUUCUUCUCGGGCAGCUCGGACGGACAGGUGAUCUGGUGGGACACGAGGAAGCUCACUGAGCCCCUGGAUCGUCUCCUUCUGGAUCCCAUCAAGACAGAUGAUCAGAAUCUGGAUCGGUCUUAUGGCUGUUCCGUGCUUGAAUACGAGACAACAAUUCCCACGAGGUUCAUGUGUGGAACGCAGCAGGGAAUGCUCUUCUCGUGCAACAGAAAGGGAAAGACGCCCAGUGAGAAGAUUAACAUUCGUAUCAUGUGCCACUUGGGACCAAUUUACACGGUGGCCAGGAAUCCGGCCUUCGUGAAGAACUUCCUCACCGUUGGCGACUGGACGGCGAAGAUCUGGUCUGAGGACUGUCGCGAGAGUGCCAUCAUCUGGACGAAGAACCACUCCUGCCUCUUGACCGGCGGCGAGUGGAGUUCCACCAAGGUCUCAAUGUUCUAUAUAACGCGCAUGGACGGCGUCCUGGACGCCUGGGAUCUGCUGCAGCAGCAAAACGAUCCGGUGCUCAGCAUCAAAGUCUGCGACGAGUCCAUCCGCUCUUUGCGCUCGCACGAGGCAGGACGGCUGAUCAGUGUGGGCAGUGAGAAGGGGGCCACAUAUCUGAUAGAGGUCAGUGAGAACAUGUCCUUCUCAACGCGCAACGACAAGCCCUUGUUCACGGCGAUGCUGGAUCGCGAGAGCAAGCGGGAGAAGAUCCUGGAGGCGAAGCUGCGGGAGCUGAAAUUGAAGGUGCGCGCUGCUCAGCGUCAGGAGGAUGACACUGAGGAGGCCAAAGCGUCCCGCCUAGCUGCCAUGGAGCGAUCUUGCCAGCAGGCGCAAACUGACUACUUCAAGAUGGUGGAGAAGAUGAGAUCUUCCAGGAAUCCCGAUCUCUAUCCCUGUAAGUACGGCAGAUUUUCUGCUAAGGCUGAAAGACAUGAAGUGGAAAGCUUGGGAUUUGGGAGGAAUUUGAGAUUCUUCAGCUGACCAGCUCUUUUCUCCUUUCCAGUCAGCGGUGAUGAGGAUGAGGAGACUGCGGACAGGUCGGAAGUGAGCCAGAAGGACACGGACACCAGCGAGAAACACUAGUUGGCGUCUCUAAGCAACCCACCCACCUUUUCACGAAUUGCCUGUUUUGUUUCACACUCAGCGGCAGGUGUGAAAAUUGAUCAAACACCUCUGGAAAGAUUCCCUCGAAGAGACCCUUAGUGAGCACUGGUGAUUCUGCACAGCUCAUCCCCAUGAAUAAGGAAGUGAAGGUGGUU